Molecule: messenger RNA, 1812 nt
Organism: Chironomus riparius
Lineage: Eukaryota; Metazoa; Arthropoda; Insecta; Diptera; Chironomidae
Source: the annotation of a GenBank genome assembly
UUGAUUGUUCCUUCUUUUCUAUAACUCAUACGAAAAAUGAUAAGACAGUUGUUUUUGGCUAUAGCGAUUGGAUUUGCAUGCUCUGAGGCAUGCACUAUCAACUUUGGUCAAAUGAGAAAAAACGAACCAAUUUUCCUGUACAACACCAAUAACAAUAUUAACAGUUUCAUGAUUCCAAAUGGAAAUUCAAUGACAUUAUCAUCAGGAACUCAAUUUCUUAUCGACUGCGGUCAAGGUCGUAAAUUUAAUAUUCCUAAUCAAAAUAUUCAGCAAUUACAAGUUAGUUGUGAAAAUAAUGCGUUCAUGAUUGGGAACCAACUAGUUCAAAGUGUUGAUAACUUUGAGUGCAUGGAUGCCAGAAAUUCCCCAGUUGUUAGAAUACAGAAAACCCAAAGUAUCUGCGGCGACGAUGGAUUGAUCUACAAUGUUGGAUUCCAUGUACAAAAUGGAAAUUCUCAGAAUUUUAUUCAAGUCCUUCAAUCUUGUUUUGAUGAACAGUCUAAGUCUGUAUUUUAUGUCAAAAGCAACAUUUUCGGUCAAGUUGAUCGCUCAGGUUCUCCAGAUUUUUCGAUCAAUAAUGGAGUAUGGACCGACGGAAAAGUAGUUCCAUCAAAUUUUUUUGAAGUCAAAAGUGUCAAGUCUGCAUUUUCAACUAAACAAUUUCAUAGAGGACACUACGCACCUAAUGCUGAUUACCCAUUUGCUCAACACCGUCGUGCUACUUUCCAAUAUUUCAAUAUGGGUCCAAUGGAGGCAAGAUUUAAUGGAAAAGACUGGAGUCAAUUAGAGUCAUAUGUUCGUAAAUUGGUCAAGCAUCAUGGACAAACAGCAACUGUCUUUACUGGGGGAUUUGUCUACAAUAGUCAAUCAGCCUUAGCUUCCAAAAAUAGACCAAUUAACAUUUUGAACCAAAAUCCGCAAGGAAACAAAGUAAUGAUGCCUGGAAAUCAAGUUAAAACUAUUCUCGUUCCUGACUUGUUUUGGAAGAUUAUCAAUAUUGGCAAUCAGGGAGUCGCUAUAUUUAUGUUUAAUGACACAACUAUUACCCAACAGAAUUUCUGUCAAAAUUUGUGUCAAAAGUACUUUUGCUGUAAUGUCAAUGAAUUUAUUUCUGGUACUGAUGGAAUCAAAGGUAAUUUCAACUGGCCUCAUGAUGCUUAUGUUGGUCAGAACUUGGGAAUGAUUCCAGAAUAAACUUUUUACAUCAAAUGUACUCAAUCUUAUUAAAAAAAUUAAAAUUAUUUGACCAACAAUUCAUCAGUAUAAGCACUCACCAAUCAAUCUUAUUCCGUCGGUUAAUAUGUCAAACCAACAAGAAGUGCUUCCGUUUAAUACAAUUUAACAAAGCAGCCGUGACAAAAAUCAGAGUGACGACAAAAAAGACUCAUCUCGUUAUUUGUCACAGAGCUCUAUAAAUAUUUUUCCUAUCCAUAAUCUCAAAGAUUUUUAUUUCAUAUUUUUAUCCCUCCUCGUAUUUAAACAUUUCAUUUCCCCCUUUUAAAAUGUAUGUGCUGUGUAUACAUACAUGGGAAUAUAUAAUAUGUAUCUUUUCACUUAAGCAUAUGAAUAUAAGCAUUGAAAAUGAUCCAAAAUAUUUGCGACAAGUGACAUGGGACCCUAAUUCGUACAGUAGGAUAACGAAAUGGUGAUGAUGAUGAUGAUCGGUCAUAAAUUUUUACGAUGUGUAUUUUAUUUAACGCAAUUUUAAUUCAAUUAUCGGCUUUUUGCAAUAUAAUCAGAAUAAAGCACGAAUGUAAUAUAAAUAUGAGUACGACUUUAAUCUAAUUUAUAAUAAUACAUAUUUGAAACGCA